GUAUGAUGUGUUACGUUUCGUGUAUUAAUUUGUGGAUGUCCAUCACCCAUUUCCUAUGAUAUGUUACGAAUUUGUAAAAUGUACUAUAAUGUUACGAAUGAUCACAACAUACAAUAUGUUACGGAUUUUCAAAAUGUAUUACAUGUUACAAAUUUGUAAGACGUACAAAUGUUGAGAAUUUGAUAUGUUACAAAUUCUGUCCAGAUGGCUAACAUUAGCCAGCUGGCUAACAUUAGCUAGUAUGGAGGUUAAGUUUAGGAGUUAGGUUAAAGGGAUAGAGGAAGGGUUAGCUAAAAGUUUUGGCGAAGGAUUAGCUGACAUGCUAAGUAGUUGCAAACUAGCUAAAAAGUAUUAAGUAGUUGAACAGUUGCUAAUUAGCUCAAAUGCUGAAGUUAGCCUUGAUGAGAUUUAACCUCUCAAAUCGUUGGGUUAAUUUUGCCUUAAAUAACCAUCUAUCUUAUGUAACCAGACCAAAUGUAACAUAUGAUACUAAUUUGAGUGUCAUGGAUUUACGUUUGCUAUGUUACGUUUAGUCUAUGAGACCAGGCUGCCUUCUCUCUUUCUCUACCUCCACCCCCCCUCUCUCAAAUUUAUUCUCCCUGGUCCUCUACUGAUAUGUGUUGGCUGGUGUGUUUUGUAUUAUUGGCUGCAUUUAGGAUUACAGCAGGUCACUGGAGAUGGCACUACCACGGCACAAAGGGAUUUGUUUUAUGUUGGUGCUUAAGUGAGGGUGGGGGACAGACAGUAUGUGACUCCAUGAUGCAUCAGGGCUAUGCAGUAGUGAGAGGUCGUUCUGCGAACGGCUAUUUUUUUUAAUUGAUCUUUUUGGUGAACCCGAAUCGCACCUUUAUCAAAGGACAGGGUAUUUUGCAUUAGACAAAGUGGGAGAGAUGACUGUCAUGGAAAAUAAAUACAUACACACACACACCCCUUGGGUGGAAUAUCACAUUCUGUUUAGUUUUUCCAUUUACCAUGAAACUACACUUGUUGCCUCCUGACACUUGCACGCACCACACACACACACACUUUCUAUAGCGUCACUCCUACUCCGGUUAUGUGACAGAGUUGAGGCGCUAGUAUGGUAUCAGACUCUGCAGCAAUGUAUCGUGGGACUAUAAAAAGACCCUUGGGAUUUGGAGAGGAAGAUAUAGAAAGAAGAGCGCAGACAUCUGAUGACACUGAGAAAUAUUCCACAUCAAACACACAUGUUCACUUCUGCUCAAAAACACUUACACACACACACACACACCCAUUCUCACACGCUUACAAACUCAUUUAGGCUGCCCAUAUACAGUCACUUUGACAUACUCACAAAGUACAUUAGUCACAGGUUCUCAAACACUCAUCCUCACAUGCCCUCUGACAGUUGGAACAGGCCUGGGCAGUAGAGGGUUAACUGUUGCAGGGUAGUGUUAUCACUGUGCAUGACAUCACUCAGGGCAGGCUCUGCAGAGGAGAGAUAAGCGCUGGGUUCCAUUGUCCUUCACGUCACUAGCCCCCCUAGUAUCAUCUCAUACACAUAGAUCCUUCAUUAGGGCCUGUCUUUAUGCUUCAUAGAACCUUUUCUCCAGUGCCAACCAAGGAUGUUUUGUUGUGUAAAUAUUACAGAAAGGCUGGGAUUUUCUUGUUUUGUGCUGCCAUAUUUUCAUGUUUAUAUCCAAUGGGAUGAUGUAUAUUCAUCUCAAUCCCCCUCCCUAUCUCGCUCCAUCUUCCAAUCCCUCCCUCUCUCUUUCUGGUUUAUGUGUCAGCUCCUGCAGUUGUGAUGUUUUACUCUUCCUGUCUUGAAACCACCAAUCUGCAGUAAGAGCUGCAGUACACAUGGGGGUUUAUUGGGUAGAGCAGGGACCAACACAUGCACUCAGGGGUGGCCCCAGGACCGAGUUUGGGAAACCCUGGGAUAGAGGUAGGGGGUGCGUUCAUGUUUGGGGAACACAUAAAUUAUCCCUGGACUAAGAAACGGUGUGUAUACAGUUAUCUAUGAAAGUGUUCUGGAGACCACCACCCUCCUCCACACCACUCUGUCAAUCCCUCCCCUUUUUCAUUUGUUAGUGUGUUUAGAUUAUUGCCUUCAAUUGAACUAUAUAAAAAGGCAAGUCAGACCUGAAAGGUCUUCUCUGAGAGGCUGUGUACGCAAAGUGCCUCACUUGAUGGAACUUUUGUAUCUCUAUGAAAUAAUAGAAUAUCACACUGUUGGGUGAAUAUGUCUUCAUUUCUGGUGUGUUGUCAUGGUUGUAUUUGAGUUUAUACAGUGUAUCUUUGCUGUGAUAUUGGGUUACCUUGAAAUGUUGUAGCACUGUAUGCGUAUGAGUUGACUUGUGAUCCUGGGUGGGUUUAGUAUUUGCUUAAUAAAGUUUGGACUGAGUGUCAUACAUUUGAGCCUCCUGUGGUGUUUGUGUAUCUCUUUGCUUCUUGGGUUCAUUCUCACAUUUUUAUUACUUUUUUAUUUAUUUAACAUAUACAUUUGAAGUACUUAGACACUGUUUUUGUUGCCACUCAAUGAUCUCUGCUGUGUCCUUGCUCCCCCCCAACCUGCUCUCUCUCUCUCUGCUCCCUCCAUAGGAAUGCCUGUGUUUUGUUUGCAUCUCUCUUUACAGAGUGUAUUUGGCUGGAGGCAGGACCUAGUGGGUGUGGUGUCAGUCAGCUUUGAGGAAGAUGAAGAGGGCAACCUAUGCCUCAUUGCCUAUCCCCUCCACAAUGAACCAGAGAACCUGGAAAACAAGGACCCCUCAGCCGACUGCGAGCCCAAGAGCAAGAUGAUCAAAUGGGGUAACAAGAAGACAUCGUCCCUACUGCUGGAGAAUGACAAAUACAGCAAAGACCGGGCCAGACAGAGCACUAAAGAGAACAAGAGCAAAAGUUAUAACGGUGCGGAGGCACAGCAGCAGGCUGAGGUUCUCUGCUACAGUCUGGAUCAGAAGCAAAUUAAACACAACCCCUGGAGUCUGAAAUGCCACCAGCAGCACCUCCAGAGGAUGAAGGAGAACUCCAAACACCGCAACCAAUACAAAUUCAUCCUGUUGGAGAACCUGACGUGGCGUCACGCGGUGCCGUGCGUGCUGGACCUGAAGAUGGGCACGCGGCAGCAUGGUGACGAUGCGUCAGAGGAGAAGAAGGCCAAUCAGAUUCGCAAAUGUCAACAGAGCACCUCCGCCUCCAUCGGUGUCCGCCUUUGUGGCAUGCAGGUGUACCAGUCAGACUCAGGCCAGCUGAUGUUCAUGAACAAGUACCAUGGGCGUAAGCUGAGCCUGCCGGGCUUCAAGGAGGCCCUGUUCCAGUUCUUCCACGAUGGGCAGCGUCUGCGGCACGAGCUGCUCUCCCCGGUGCUGUGGAAGCUCAGGGAGAUGCAGGAAACCCUGGAGUCCUGCGAGUCUUACCGCUUCUACUCCUCCUCCCUCCUCAUCAUCUAUGAUGGGGAGCCCCCCCGCACCUGUGCCCCCACCCGACCCCGCCACCGCGGAGGAGAGGAGGGUGACGAUGACGAGCCCUCAGAUGAGGAAGAGGAGGAAGAGAAAGAAGGUGCAUUUGGGUUCCCCCGUGGAUCGCCAGCUGGCAGCAGUGCUGGUGGGAGCAGUAACGGCAGCAGUAAGGGAAGCGCUGGUCGCUCAUCCCGCGGUGGAGGAGGGGAGGCCAGCAGCCCGGUGGUGGAUGUGAGGAUGAUAGAUUUUGCCCACACGACGUGCCGCCAUUACGGGGAGGACAGUGUGGUGCAUGAGGGUCAGGACAGCGGCUACAUCUUCGGCCUGCAGAACCUCAUCACUAUCAUCUCCCAGCUGGAGGAGCACAGCGCCGACUAAAGACUGAGCCUCCACUCUGGAAAACUCUAAUCCAACCUGGGAAUAACAGCGCUGAGCUGUAGCCUUGGUCUGCCCUCCUCCGCCACUGGCCUGGUCCUAUUGGCCACGACACAGCCAGGGGUCUGACCCCCCCACCUACUGUAGUGGAGAUACAGGGAGCUCCAGGGUUGGUGAUGGGGUCGGUCCCGUACCCCCCCGAACCAACACGGGACAGGACUGCUUGUGCACUCGUUUGCAACUUGUCUCUGUGACUGUUCUUCCUCUUUCUUCCUCUUUAUUUUCUAUGUAAUGGAAGUGAUAGUGUCUGAGACUGGUAUAUUAACAGGCUCAGGGACUCAUGUAGCAUCCUGUCCUCCUGUCAUCCUGUCCUCCUCUCUGCUCCUCUGUUAGACUGUUUUCUUUACUGUAUGGUCACUCAGAGAGGGACCAAAAGCUGAAGUGUAGUUCUGGAGGUUGUACUUGAUGCUUUUAGACUGUAUGGUGAUGUGAAGUGUUUGUGGAUGGCGUUUGGACUGCUGUUCCCCCAACAGCACAGCACACACGAGUGGGGGUUGCUUCUGUACAGGCUGAAUGAGGCUAGUUGCUCGGUCAGUUGGCAACUCCUCACUCUCCUAUAGCCGAUUUUUGUAUUUCUUCUGGUGUUUCUGCAGACCCCAGCAACGAACAGAAAUUUGUUAUACUUUUGGCCGUCUGGAUUUACAAAAAUAACAACGCAUGGAAGGAGAAUAAGAUUUGGGUGAAGAAAAAUGGAUUUCUACCUUUUGUCAACAAUAACACCCCCCGUACUGUUUAAUCACUAAAUCAAAGACAUUUAAAGUGGGGGUUUAUAAGGGAAUAACAUCAUUACUUUGUCAUUUUCUUUGUUUUUGUCUGAUUUGCUCCUCUUCAUUCCUGAAAUGGUGACUGAACACAAUAAUAUAUUGAUAAGGACAAUAAAUACAAAGACUAUAGACUUUAUUUAUUUGUCAUAUUUCUUCAAAAUAAACAAAGAAAUUUAAACAAAAUGGAGCAAUGAUGACCACAUUCCAUAUUACUGUUCUGAUAAUGACUAGUGAAUGUUGUUUUUUGCAAGAUACCUCUCUUGUAGACCUGUGUGUCACUAGUAUGUUGGAAGAAAAAUAAAGACAUUUGUGGUAAAAGCA
Oncorhynchus nerka (sockeye salmon) is the source of this 4936-nucleotide messenger RNA. Its product is annotated as inositol hexakisphosphate kinase 2-like. Gene Ontology annotation, biological process: phosphatidylinositol phosphate biosynthetic process; inositol phosphate biosynthetic process. Bases 2562 to 3794 code for a protein of 410 amino acids. The transcript has 3 exons. The record is from RefSeq and is a predicted model, not a curated record. Gene Ontology annotation, molecular function: inositol hexakisphosphate kinase activity. NCBI's taxonomy places the organism in Eukaryota, Metazoa, Chordata, Actinopteri, Salmoniformes, Salmonidae. Gene Ontology annotation, cellular component: cytoplasm; nucleus.